Messenger RNA from Suillus subalutaceus, 837 nucleotides. RefSeq lists its product as uncharacterized. The transcript is spliced from 5 exons. The record is from RefSeq and is a predicted model, not a curated record. Lineage: Eukaryota; Fungi; Basidiomycota; Agaricomycetes; Boletales; Suillaceae. The coding region runs from base 1 to 837 and encodes 278 amino acids.
AUGACUUCCACCAUCAUGCGCACCACUUCCCGCAAAAUGCGCCAUAGGCGCGACACUUUCCCGCACAAUGCGCAGUAUUCCCGCGUGCGCGCCUUGCGCGCUUUCUCGCGCUUAAGCGCCCUGCGUCGCACAGCAUCCAGGAGCAUCCAUCCAUCGUCCAACCAGUCCCUCGGUGCCCAGGCUGUCAUAUGUGUGAAACUACAGGCCGUUCAGACAGCUGCAAGACAUCAUGACGCUGAUCAGCAGCUCCGCGAUGCUCAUGCCGCUGAACCAGUUGAUAAUGUCGCUUCUGGGCAUGACCUACCUGUGCAUGAGCCCUUUGGAGCCGACGAACCAUUCGCGCAUAGUGAUGAUGAUGGGGAAGUGAACUUAAACCCUCCUGAGCCGCUAGACAACCUCUUCGAGACGUGGAAUGAACCCCCCAAUAUUCAAGGCACAGAUGACUUCAGCACUGAUGAAGAUGAAGAAAUCUUUCAGCGACUUGGACAGUCCAACACACCAGAGGAUAAUGUGGAGGAUCCUGUUGUUCCUGAUGAUGAUCCUGGCGCUGGUCCCGAGGAUGGUGAUGGUGUCCCCGGCACCCAGUUUGAUUUCUCAGAUGUCCAAGAAGCAGUGGAUAUACAUGCUGACCCUCUGUCAUGCAUGGACGACCACCCUGCAGUCCACAAUGCAUACAUACGUGCAUUUAUAUCUGCAGCUUUCUAUAAUGCUACUCAAGCAGCAGUAUAUCACGAUCUUGAAGGAAAGGAGCGCUGUGUACUUCGACCCAAGGGGACUGCUAUUGAACCACUUCCUUCUAAUAGUGCGAGGGAAGAGAAAGGAAGAACUAAGCUCUAG